This is a messenger RNA of Rhagoletis pomonella (apple maggot), 892 nucleotides long. RefSeq lists its product as uncharacterized. The transcript has 3 exons. The record is from RefSeq and is a predicted model, not a curated record. The coding region runs from base 14 to 484 and encodes 156 amino acids. Lineage: Eukaryota; Metazoa; Arthropoda; Insecta; Diptera; Tephritidae.
UGCGUCGGCCCUGAUGGACAACUGGCCACUAUUUGAAAAUAUGAGCUUCUUGAAGGAGUUUGUCAAGCCAAGACCAACUCGGUGCACAACAAAUAUUUUGGACGAGUAUGUAGAAUACCCCCCUUCGCCAAAUUUCCCGAUGUCGCUUUCGGUGUCGGAGUCGUCUGUGCUGACAGAUUCUCUUGACUUCGAGGAGUCGCCGUUAUUGACGGAGGAGUUGGCUUGUGGACAAUCAACCCCGACAACUUCUCAGAAGAAAAGAAAACGACAAGAAAAUGAUGCAGAUGGAGAGUUUCGCGAGGUAUGUAAAAUGUACAAGGAUCUAUGGAAAGAGCGCGCUGCGCAAAAAUGUAGUGACACCCUUCGUGCAUUUGGGCAAAUGAUUGUGUCCACUGUCAGCGAAAUGAGCCCGGCGAAACAAGCAAAGGCCAUACAAGUUGUGACAAAUGCCAUAAUGACCCUUAAAUUGGAGCCCGAAGAAUAGGAAAGUCACGACUCAUCUUGAUGCUUGUGUAUACUUUAUAUUAGAUACCUAUAUAAGUUUAGUUUAAUUCAAACAUAAUCCAAAUAUUGAAAUUGAAGUGCAUUAGAAUGUUUGUUUUAGGUUUCAAAAGCUAUACAUUUAAAAUAAUUAUCUAUUACAUCAUUGCAUGUUAAGCUGCCUUUACACGGGUCGGUUUUUUGUCGUUCAUCCGAAAUAGACCCGGGUAAAUGGCAAUUCCACUGUAAAAUGUAAAUAUUUUGGCUAGCCGAUUUUCCAGUCGACAAAAAUCAACCCGUGUGAAGGCAUCUUUAAAUAGAAAACAAUAUUAAAUCAUUUCGUCGCUGGAAUAAUGAAAUAGUGUAACAUGAAAAGUAUAGUUUUGAGAAAAAGGAAUUGGAAGUUUUUAUA